AUGACGACGGUUUUUCUGUUUGACGAGACUGAGUAUAUCGACGGUCCUGUAGAUGGCCCUGGACCCUUCCAGGGCCGACCACGGAACUUUUCGCGAAGUUCGCAGAAUUUUGUGUUUCUGGAUGAAGGAGACCACAGUCCGGUCUUAGAUGAUAGGGGAGUUUGUGAGACUGGUAUCGACGAUACACAUGAGGGUGCUAAUGGCGUUGAUAUUGGAUCUGGUUUGCGAGCUGGUGAGGAUCCAUGUGAUGGAGAUCUGGUGAGCAAGUUCACAAAAGUGACUAUUAAUGGACCACCACCAUCCAGUUCUGCCAGUUCGGACGAUGACACGCUUGCUGAGCUUCCCAGUCGGUCACAACCUAUUUCAGUGACCCCUUCUAAACUCACUGCAUCACUCAGUUCUUCACAAGGUCAGGAUUUCCAAGCCCUGACUCCUCCUGGAACUAGUUAUCAUAGACUGGGAAAGUCGUUUGAAGUCGGCAUCGACAAAAACUACGUUUCGAGUUUUGCCGCUGCUGCUUCAAGAAAAAUGAAACCUGAUGAUUUCGAGCCUUUAAAAGUACUUGGCCAGGGCGCUUAUGGCAAAGUAUUGCUUGUCAGAGAAAGAAAAACUGGUAAACUUUAUGCUCAGAAACAGCUCAAGAAAGCAUCUAUGGUUAUUGAAGAUAAGAAAGUCGAACAGACAAAGUCGGAACGAUCGAUUCUGGAAUCAGUUCGUCACCAUUAUAUUGUACGACUGUUUUAUGCCCUGCAAGACCACCAUAAACUGUACCUGAUCCUUGAAUAUGCUCAAGGUGGUGAACUAUUUACACAUUUGGCAUCUGAGAAGAUGUUUUCAGAAGACGUUGCUGCAUUUUAUGUAGCUGAGAUGGUGCUAGCAUUGCAUCAUUUACACGCCAAUGUCGGAGUGGUGUACCGAGAUUUGAAGCCCGAGAACUGUUUACUUGACGCUGACGGUCAUUUGGUGCUGACGGAUUUUGGUCUGAGUAAAGUUGCUGAAGACGGAUCCACGUGCAAUUCGCUUUUGGGAACUCCCGAGUACAUGGCACCGGAAAUCCUACUUGGCAAAGAGUACGACUACGCUGUCGACUGGUGGUCUCUUGGAGCAGUAUGCUAUGAUCUGAUGACCGGCAGUCCUCCAUUUACUGGUAACAACCAUCAAAAGAUCAUUGACAAGAUCACCAAAUCCAAACUCAACCUCCCAUAUUAUCUAUCAGCCGACGCCAAAGAUCUCCUGACGCGAUUAUUACGCAAAGAUCCACGUCGUCGUUUGGGAUAUAAAGACAUUGAGGUGAUUAAAAAGCACCGAUAUUUCCGCAAACUGGACUGGAAAAAGCUCGAGGUGCGACACCCCGAUCUGAUCCCGCCCAUCAUCCCCAUCAUCACAAAUCCCGUCCUUGCCGAGAACUUCUCGUCAGAAUUCGUCGACAUGGCCCUCACGCCCGACACCCACUACCACAACGUGCCAGUCCCUGCUGGUGCCGGCCUCUUCCAAGGCUUCUCCUACACUGCCAGCCGAAGCUUCAUAGACAACGUCCCAAUCACCGUCCACCGCGACAUCUGA
Sugiyamaella lignohabitans is the source of this 1563-nucleotide messenger RNA. RefSeq names its product putative protein kinase YPK3 (gene YPK3). The transcript has a single exon. The record is from RefSeq and is a predicted model, not a curated record. Bases 1 to 1563 code for a protein of 520 amino acids. Gene Ontology annotation, biological process: protein phosphorylation. Lineage: Eukaryota; Fungi; Ascomycota; Dipodascomycetes; Dipodascales; Trichomonascaceae. Gene Ontology annotation, molecular function: protein serine/threonine kinase activity; ATP binding.